CAGAGGACUCACACAGGAGAGAAACCCUUUGAAUGUCCUGAUUGCGGGAAAAGUUUCAGUUGGCAUUCCAGCCUGGUGAUACACCAAAGGACUCACACAGGAGAGAAACCCUUUGAGUGUCCUGAUUGCGGGAAAAGUUUCAGGCAGAGUUCCCACCUGGUGACACACCAGAGGACUCACACAGGAGAGAAACCCAUAGAAUGUCCUGAUUGUGGGAAAAAUUUCUGUGAUAAUUCUAGCCUGGUGAUCCACCAAAGGACUCAUACAGGAGAGAAGCCCUUUGAAUGUCCUGAUUGCGGGAAAAGUUUCCGUAACAGUUCCAACCUGGUGACACACCAGAGGAGUCACACAGGAGAGAAACCCUUUGAAUGUCCUGAUUGUGUGAAAAGUUUCAGCUUUCAUUCCAGCCUGGUGAUACACCAAAGGACUCACACAGGAGAGAAACCCUUUGAGUGUCCUGAUUGCGGGAAAAGUUUCAGUCACAGUUCCAGCCUAGUGACACACCAGAGGACUCACUCAGGAGAGAAACCCUUUGAAUGUCCUGAUUGCGGGAAAAGUUUCCGUCAGAGUUCCAACCUGGUGACACACCAGAGGACUCACACAGGAGAGAAACCCUUUGAAUGUCCUGAUUGUGCGAAAAGUUUCAGUUUUCAUUCCAGCCUGUUGAAACACCAGGGGACUCACACAGGAAAGAAACCCUUUGGGUGUCCUGAUUGCGGGAAAAGUUUCUGUGAUAAUUCCAGCCUGGUGGUACACCAGAGGACGCACACAGGGGAGAAGCCCUUUGAAUGUCCUGAUUGUGGGAAAAGUUUCCGUCACAGUUCCAACCUAGUGACACACCAGAGGAGUCACACAGGAGAGAAACCCUUUGAAUGUCCUGAUUGUGGGAAAUGUUUCUGUGAUAAUUCCAGUCUGGUGAGACACCAGAGAACUCACACAGUUUUCCCAGUGAUGGAGAGUGGCUUCCUCUCCAUCCGCACCUUUGCAGCUCCGGGCACUGGGGGAUUGUCUGGAUGGCCUCGCCUGACCGACCGGUCCUGCCCUCUGCCCUCACCCAACGGCUUCACCAUGUGCCAGUUCCAGCAUGCCGGCCAGAUCGAACAUGGGAGGACUCACACAGGAGAGAAACCCUUUGAAUGUCCUGAUUGUGGAAAAUGUUUCUGUGAUAAUUCCAGUCUGGUGAGACACCAAAGAACUCAUACAGGAGAGAAGCCCUUUCAAUGUCCUGAUUGCAAGAAAUGUUUUAGUCGGAGUUCCAGCCUGGUGAUACAUCAGAGAACUCACACAGGAGAGAAACCCUUUCAGUGUCCUGAUUGUGGGAAAAGUUUCAGUUUUCAUUCCAGCCUGGUGAGACACCAGAGGACUCACACAGGCGAGAAGCCUUUUGAAUGUUGUGAUUGUGGGCAAACUUUCAGUCUGCGUUCCCGCCUGAUCCUGUUGUCACAUCAGAGGACUCACACAGGAGAGAAACCCUUUGAAUGUCCUGAUUGUGGGAAAAGUUUCAGUUUGAAUUCCAGCCUGAUGAGACACCAGAGGACUCACACAGGAGAGAAACCCUUUGAAUGUCCUGAUUGUGGGAAAAGUUUCAGUCAGAAUUCCAGCCUAGUGACACACCAGAGGACUCACACAGGAGAGAAACCCUUUCAAUGUCCUCAUUGCGGGAAAAGUUUCUGUGAUAAUUCCAGCCUGGUGAAACACCAGAGGACUCACACAGGAGAAAAACCGUUUGAAUGUUCUGAUUGCGGGAAAAGUUUCUAUGAUAAUUCCAGCCUGGUAACACACCAGAGGACUCACACAGGAGAGAAGCCCUUUGAAUGUCCUGAUUGUGGGAAAAGUUUCAGUUUGCAUUCCAACCUGAUGAGACACCAGAGGAUUCACACAGGAGAAAAACCCUUUGAAUGUCCUGAUUGUGAUAAAAGUUUCAGAUCGAAUUCCAACCUGGUGAUACACCAGAGGACUCACACAGGAGAAAAACCCUUUGAAUGUUCUGAUUGCGGGAAAAGUUUCUGUGAUAAUUCCAGCCUGGUGAAACACCAGAGGAUUCACACAGGAGAGAACCUCUUUGAAUGUCCUGAUUGCGGGAAAUGUUUUUGUGAUAAUUCCAGCCUGGUGAGACACCAGAGGACUCACACAGGAGAGAAGCCCUUUGAAUGUCCUGAAUGUGGGAAAAGUUUCAGUUUGAAUUCCAGCCUGGUGACACACCAGAGGACUCACACAGGAGAGAAACCAUAUGAGUGUCCAGAAUGUGGGAAAGAUUUCAGUACUAGAUCUAAUCUUAUAAAACAUGUACUUAUACACACUGGUGAGGAACCAUGUGAGUGUUCCGAGUGUGGAUGUUGCUUUAGGAGACAUUCCACCCUUAUUGCACACAAGAAAACGCACACAAGGCCCGAAGUGAUUAGUGUAGAGAAGGUUUGAACUUCAUUUCUAAUGUUCCAUUGCAAGUCCAGUUGAGAAAUUUACUGUUUAAUUUGACUACAAAGAAUUGGCCUAACUUUUUGUAGAAAAGCAUGUAAUGGUAUUAGAUGGGAAGGAGGAAAGAAAAAAUUGCAAGAUAAUAAUUUUAUAAUGCCUAUCUGGCUAUCAGCAGCAGAAGUUGCUGGAUACGAUUAAUCCUCGGGUUACAAAUGCAAUGCAGCCUGCCCAUUCCAUCCGUAAGUUAAGAAUGCGUGGGAGUGAAUCUCAUAGAUUGAAUGACAUCACUCCCUGCUUCCUCUCUUGCAUUUGUGCUUUCUUGCCCCAGAGCAGCCUGACAAGGCCUUCGAUACCAGGAAAGCAACCCCAAGAAGCUGCUCAUGGCCUCUCGAGGCUACUUU
Molecule: messenger RNA, 2816 nt
Organism: Pseudonaja textilis
Lineage: Eukaryota; Metazoa; Chordata; Lepidosauria; Squamata; Elapidae
Source: RefSeq, a predicted model, not a curated record